AUGCCCGGUUUUAUUAUUCAUAAUAUUACUUCCGGAACUACACCACCACCAUUAUCAAGCUCACUGCCUAAUACCCCGCCCGAGACAGUACAAAAAUUGAGAAAGGCAAGCACUAAGGUCAUAAAGCAUAUUCAAAAUGACUCGACAAUCUCCCCGAAGGUGCGACAAAGCCUCUCUCAGAUACUAGCGGGUGGCCUCGUUCUCGCUGAGGUCGGGGCUCAGUUUGCGGAAGACAACGUGCGAAUUCUACGGCGCAAGAAGCGGUCUAAUACAGCUAAGACUAAACGAAGGCUUCCGGAAAUGGGCCCUCGUUUGGUUAAGGAUUGUAAAAAGCACAUAAAUGAUCGGGUUGAUAAGGAAAGGCUACAAUCAUUCAAUCGUUCGAAGAAAGCCUGGCGGGAUGCAGCUAUUUUAAAAGCAAUUGCCGACGGAGAAAUCGAGGAUAUAGGGCAAAUUGGGUCAGAUCAUGAUGAAGAGAGGCCUCGGGAAUGGAUUGAUGAUCUUUAUUGUAUUGAUUUAGAAGGCGAUGCUAUUUAA
Molecule: messenger RNA, 537 nt
Organism: Penicillium crustosum
Lineage: Eukaryota; Fungi; Ascomycota; Eurotiomycetes; Eurotiales; Aspergillaceae
Exons: 1
Coding region: 1-537 (178 amino acids)
Source: RefSeq, a predicted model, not a curated record